AUGUUGAAACGGUUGGUUGGAAGUAGUAGUAGUAGUAGUAGUAAAUCAAAGGAGAAAGAAUUGCUUAAAAAGAAGAAGAAGACUAAGGAAGAUGACCGAACCAACAAUAUAUCCAAGAAAAUAUCAUCACAUAAUAGAAGUCGAAGUAGUAGUAAUGCUGAUCUUACAACAACAAAUAAACAUACAUCUACAUAUGUGAUCAAUUCAAAACCUAGAACUUUAAAGACUUCAAGAAAUGUCUUGAAUGAGGUUAAUAAUACAAGUAAAUCUUCACAUCUGUCUUCUCAUUCACAUUCACAUUAUAAUGAUACAAAUAUAACUAUGGAUCAACAACCACCUACUAUAGAUGAAAAUGUAAUUAAUAAUUUUAAUGGUGAUGAUGGUAAUUAUACAACUUUACCUGAAAAGAGUAAUAAUUUUAAUAACCACCACCAUCAUCAUCAGCACCAUCAUCAUCAUUAUCAGCACCAGCAAGAUUCUGAUUUCAAUAGUAGAACAAUUAGUGAUAUUGGCGUGACACCUCCUGGGAGUGAUACACCAAAAGAAACGUUUGCUGAAAAUGAAGAAGAUGAAUAUGGCACAAAUUCGAAAAAAGUCAAUGAUAUUGAAAGAGAGUUAUUGUUUCCAACUCCUACUGAUUUGUUGCCAUUUGGUGAUGGAUCCAAUAAAGUUUUUGGAUAUGAGAACUUCGGUAAUACAUGUUAUUGUAAUUCGGUAUUACAAUGCCUGUAUCAUUUAGAUAAUAUAAGGGAUAUCAUUUUGAAAUACCCAAUGAAGGAUCCAGGUAUUGAAAGAAGAAGGAAAUUUAAAACUGUUGGUAAUACACCAAGAAUAUUCACAAGAGAAAGUUUCGAACCCCCAGGAAGUACUACCAAUAAUAAUAGUAAUAAUUCUUCUAAUAAUAGUUCGAAAUUAAGUGGUGAUGAAAUUUAUUAUAAUGAUUCAGAGGCACAACUAGAUCAACCAGAUAAUGAAAUGUCAAGUACAAAAUUGAAAGAAAAAGAUUCACAUAAGAAAACAUCAUUUAAACAAACAUUAAGUAAAUAUGGUUCAGAGGCCGGAUUAUCAAAUAACCUAUUACUUGACACAGCAUCAUUUUCAUCAAGGAAGAAAGACGAUAAACAACAAACAAAUAAUGGGAAACCAGUUCCAAUACAUACUGUCAUUAUGUCGUCUGAUUCAAUGACUGAAAAAUUACAUGAUGGUUGUAAGACAAUUAUUGUUGGUAGAAGGGAAAAAAAUAACAAAAUUUAUGAUAAGAUUGGUAGAUCAACAAAGUCUCGUUCUGCACCUACAAGUCCCACGUUGAAUUCUAGUAAAAGAACAGAUUUUGCAUUAUUAAAUAAAGACCAAAAUUUACCUUACUCAAGUGAACAAAGAAAGAAAACCGCAUUGAUUAAGGGACCAGUUCUUCAUAUUGAUCAUAUGAUUAAUGUGUCAGCCAAGCCCAACCUUUAUAACACUUUAAAAGAUAUUUUUGAAUGUAUCAAUGAAAAUGAAAAUCUAACAGGUGUUGUGUCACCAACAAAAUUCGUUAAAACUCUUAAAAGAAAUAACGUUUUGUUUAACUCUUCGAUGCAACAGGACGCUCAUGAAUUUUUGAAUUUCUUGUUAAAUGAUCUUAAUGAAUAUCUAAGUUAUCAAGCAAGUAGCGUGCCAUCGAAUAUUAAAAAUACAGUGAUUGAGCAAUUUCAAGGAACUCUAAGUAAUAGAUCUAAAUGUCUGACGUGUGAUACAGUAACUGCGAGUGAAGAGCCAUUCCUUGACUUCCCAAUAGAGAUUAAGGACAACGAAAGUAUAGACAUCCAAGAGAUUUUACGUCAUUAUCAUCAAAGGGAAAUUCUGAAUGGGUCCAAUAAAUUUUAUUGUAAUCGAUGUUAUGGACUUCAAGAAGCCGAAAGGUUAAUUGGAUUAAAGAAGCUACCAACUACAUUGGCUAUUAAUUUAAAGAGAUUUAAAUACGUUGAAGAACAAAAUGCAAACGUUAAGUUAUUUAAUAAAAUUUCAUACCCUGCAAAACUCUCAGUUGAAUCGACUUUUAAUUCUGAAAUUUCAAAGGAAUACGAAUUAACUGGAGUUGUUAUUCAUCUUGGUGGGAGCCCUCAGCAUGGCCAUUACGUCUCCUUAUGUAAGAGUAAAUUAUUUGGAUGGUUACUCUUUGAUGAUGAAACAGUUGAAUCGGUAGAUGAAGCUACUGUUCUUAGAUUUACUGGUGACUCUAAAGAUCAAAGUACCGCGUACGUCCUAUUUUAUCAGGAAAUCAAAUCCGAUAUAAAUAGAGACGUUAGUUCAUCAAACCCAAAUAUUGAACUCCCUAUAUCCAAUGGUUCAGAUAGCAAUAACUCUGAAGAGAAUGUUUCUCAGCUAAUAAAAUAUGACGAUUUGGUACGAGAAACUAAACGUAGAGAGAAAAUUCGACUACAGCAACAACAGCAUUUAAUGAAUAGGGGAAAUAGCCCAAGGGAUGACCAUGGAACUGGAAGUAAAGUGAAAGAAAGAACUAAAAAGAGUAAUAGUUCCACUAAUAAAUCGAAACGAAGAUCUAAAAUUUUAAGUUUCAUUAAGAGCUGA
This is a messenger RNA of Maudiozyma barnettii, 2571 nucleotides long. RefSeq lists its product as uncharacterized. Lineage: Eukaryota; Fungi; Ascomycota; Saccharomycetes; Saccharomycetales; Saccharomycetaceae. Gene Ontology annotation, cellular component: nucleus; cytosol. Gene Ontology annotation, molecular function: cysteine-type deubiquitinase activity; cysteine-type endopeptidase activity. The transcript has a single exon. Bases 1 to 2571 code for a protein of 856 amino acids. Gene Ontology annotation, biological process: protein deubiquitination. The record is from RefSeq and is a predicted model, not a curated record.